This is a messenger RNA of Cornus florida, 1937 nucleotides long. RefSeq lists its product as uncharacterized. The record is from RefSeq and is a predicted model, not a curated record. The transcript is spliced from 15 exons. Bases 100 to 1431 code for a protein of 443 amino acids. NCBI's taxonomy places the organism in Eukaryota, Viridiplantae, Streptophyta, Magnoliopsida, Cornales, Cornaceae.
GGCAGUAAAAAUCAUUCGUCUCCCUGGACACAAACAUUUAUCGAUACACGCAUAAGUUUGAAUUGCAGAACAACUCUCUGCGCUCGGUCGGUUUCUCCGAUGGCGGCGUCAAACCUAUGGCUCUUCUCUAUACUCCUAGCCCUAAUUCUCACAACGACUACGGCAGUUUCAGCAACGGAAGACGAUAAUCUUCCCAAAUCAGAGAUUUCAGAUUCAUCAUUGAAGAUCGAACUCGACCAACUUAAUUCAAAGAUCACCUUUCUAGAAUCCAGCAUUGAUGAGAGAUCCCGUGAAUUGAAAAGCAAUGACGAGAUGAUCAAACAGAUGGAGAAGAUUAUUCACGAAAAAUCAGCUACCAUUGCAAUUUUACAUAGUGAGAUACAAUCACUCCAGCAACAGGGAUCUUUAGAUGCUAAAGAGCAGAUAGACAAGGCUCAUGUGCGUGCUGUUGAACUUGAGAAGCAGAUUGACAAACUUGAAAAGGAAAUAGAAAGGCAGAACCAGAAAAAAGAUGUUUUAGAAGCCCGAGCAAAUGUAGCUGAGAAGAAAAUCCUGGAAGUGAACUCAAAAAUAGAAAAUCUCCAAAGGAUCAAUGAUGAACAGAAGAGUAGAAUUCGUAAAACAGAACGUGCUCUUAGAUUGGCAGAGGAAGAAAUGAUGAAAGCUAAAUUGGAGGCCACUUCAUUUUCUAAAGAUUUGAUAGAGGUUCGUGAAGCUUGGCUCCCGCCUUGGCUUGCAGUUCAUUUAGUUCAUUGCCAGUCUUUUAUAGCGACUCAGUGGAAGGAGCACGGAAGACCAGCGUUGGAUGUGAUGGUUCGAAAGGCAUUGGAAAAGAAAGAUCAAGUACAGAAGUGGGCCGAGCCCCACAUACAAACAGUCAAAACUAAAUGGAUCCCAAUUAUCAAGGAGCAUUGGUUGACAUUUGUAACUAAUAUUGAACCACAUGUGCAAUUACUGAGUGCUAGAACCAUUGAGGUUUACCAUGCAUCCAAGAAUUCGAUCGAACCACAUGUUGUCAAAGUACAAGAGAUGGUGGACCCAUAUAUUCAGGAAGCUAAGAAGUUCACAAAACCAUAUGUUGAUCAAGUCGCAACAGUAACAAAACCUCAUGUUAAUAAAGCACGUGUAACCUUGAAGCCCUAUACGAAGAAAGUAUUGCGUACUUAUAGGAAGUUCAUGAAAACUGCUUCUAUAUAUCAUAGCCAGGUCCAAGGUACCAUUCAUGAGUCGCUUGAAAACAACGAGUUCACAAGACCAGUUGCAUCUAAGGAGCUGUCGUGGUUUAUGGCCUCUGCUUUAAUGUCCCUUCCUGUUCUCUUUCUUUUUAAACUGUCUUCGAACAUUUUCAGUAAAAAGCCAAAGAAGCGUACCCGUAAUUCCCAUACAAGCCAUGCACGUCGUAGGCCUAAACGGGUACAUCCUGACAAGUGAGGAGUUGCAGAUAACUCAUUGCGUUUUAAAUAUUCAAGGAGAACUGCUAUGACUUGCUGCAAUACGUGAACUCGACUUAGAGAUGGUUUUUAUUCUCGAGUCGGAUGCUGCAUUGAGGUUGAACCCCUUUGCGGGCAAAAGAAGGAAGGCUUGAAAUCUGUAACAGAAGAGAACUAAACUAUUACACUAGAUAGGGUUAGAAAUUCCGGAAUUGUGGAGGUUGUUGAUAUUUAUGUUGUAGCUUUAUUUCCCUUUCGUACAUUGAAUAGAUUACAGGCGAAAUGGUGGAGACUCUGUUUAUAAUCUCAUAUGAUCAUUAUGAUACCUUGAACUUCCUUUUUGUAAGUUCAUUUGGUUUCUCUGUCGAGACUCUGAGAUUAGUAUUGUUAGCAUAAAACUGCAACAUUACUUUUGCCCCCGUGUGCUAUAGUGCUCAAGCAUUAUAAAAUGUUUCAUUAUCAUUAUUAUUAUUAUUUUAUUAAUUGCAAAAAAAUUAUCUUGUGUUA